AUGGACACUACCGAGAAGAAGGAGGAUGGCCCUGAGUAUCCCGACCUCUAUAAACGAGUCAUUAUUAUGGUUUCUCUUUACCUGGCCAUGUUCUUGAUAAUUCUUGACGGAAACGUCCUCUCGACAGCCAUCCCCCGAAUAACUGACGAAUUCGACUCAAUUAGCGACAUUGGCUGGUACGGCUCCGCCUACCUCCUCACCACCUGCACGUUCCAGCUCCUGAUGGGUAAAAUCUACAAGUUCUACCCGGCCAAGCCCGUCUUCCUCGCUGGCAUCACCAUCUUCGAGAUAGGUUCCGCCAUCUGCGGCGCGGCCCCCAACUCCAAGGCUUUAAUCGUCGGCCGCGCGGUUGCCGGUCUGGGCUCGUCGGGGUUGUUCUCUGGGGUCAUGGUUAUCAUGUUCAAUACCAUCCCACUGCAGGAACGGCCGAUUUGGCAGGGAGGUAUUGGUGGAGUGUUAACACUUGGCUCCGUCAUCGGUCCCCUCCUCGGUGGUGUCUUUACUGACAAGGUCACUUGGCGAUGGUGCUUCUACAUCAACCUACCCGUUGGUGCCGUCUCCAUCCUCGUCGCCAUCUUCGUCGUGAAGCUCCCCAAGCAGACGCUUGACAAGCCUGCCGACGGCUGGACUGGCAAGUUCAAGCAGCUCGAUCCCAUCGGCAAUUUUUGCUUCUUCCCUGGCGUUGUGUGUCUGAUCUUGGCUCUGCAAUGGGGAGGCACCACCUAUCCUUGGAGCGAUGCUCGCAUCAUCGUUCUUAUCGUCAUAUGUGUCGUCAUGGUUGUUGCUUUUAUCGGCAUCCAGAUCUGGAAGCAGGAGGACGGCAGCAUCCCUCCCCGCCUAGUAAAGCAGCGCAGCAUUGCUGCGGCGACAUUCUAUUCCUUCUUCAAUGGCGGAGGCAUGAUGAUUAUAUCUUAUUACCUUCCCAUCUGGUUCCAGGCCAUCAAGAAUGUCAACGCCACCAAGUCGGGCAUCAUGCUGCUCCCUCUGAUUUUGUCAACCAUCAUCGGCACCAUCUCCUCUGGAAUCAUCAUCUCCAGGACGGGAUACAACACUCCCUUCUUCCUCCUAAGCUCUGUAAUGAUGCCUAUCGGUGCUGGCCUAAUAUCGACCUUUACGCCCACCACUGGCGCCGGUAAAUGGAUCAGCUACCAGAUCAUCCUGGGCAUAGGCUUCGGCUUCGGCGUGCAGCAGCCGAUGAACGUUGUUCAGACCAUCCUCGACCGGGCUGACAUUGCAACGGGCUCCGCACUCGUCACAUUUGUGCGUUUCCUUGCCUCGGCCGUUUUCCUGCCUGUCGCCCAGAACAUCUUCCUCAACACCCUUGUCAAAAAGCUCACCAAUCUACCUGGAAUCGACCCCAAGACCGUCACUGGUGGUGGUGCUACCGAGCUCAGGAGCUUAGUUUCCAGCGACGACCUCAAGACGUUGCUGGCUGACUACAACGUGGCCAUCAGGAACGUGUCGUUUCUGGCGAUUGCCACAUGUGCCAUCACCAUACUCGGUAGCGUAUUCGUAGAAUGGCACAAUUUGAAAGACCACGAGAAAGAACAGGAGGGCAGUGCCAGCACGGCCGAACAGGGGAAGUCUGAGGUCGAGUCCAGUGCAACUCAAAGCUAA
This is a messenger RNA of Ilyonectria robusta, 1617 nucleotides long. RefSeq names its product major facilitator superfamily domain-containing protein. The transcript is spliced from 2 exons. Lineage: Eukaryota; Fungi; Ascomycota; Sordariomycetes; Hypocreales; Nectriaceae. Gene Ontology annotation, biological process: transmembrane transport. The coding region runs from base 1 to 1617 and encodes 538 amino acids. The record is from RefSeq and is a predicted model, not a curated record. Gene Ontology annotation, molecular function: transmembrane transporter activity.